AUGGGUGGUGAGCCCGAGAAGCCGGCACUCGAGCAGUUCGGCAUCGACCUGACGGCCAAGGCCAAGGAAGGGAAGCUGGACCCGGUCAUCGGAAGAGACGCCGAGAUCCAGAGAACCAUCCAGAUUCUCUCACGCCGGACAAAGAAUAACCCCGUCGUGAUUGGAAAGGCCGGCACUGGCAAGACAGCCAUCCUGGAGGGCCUCGCACUGAGAAUCGUGCGUGGCGACGUCCCGGAGAGCAUCAAGAACAAGCGUGUCAUCGCCCUGGACCUGGGCUCGCUCAUUGCGGGCGCCAAGUUCAGGGGAGACUUCGAGGAGAGACUGAAAAAGGUCUUGACCGAGGUCCAGCAGGCAGAGGGCGAAGUCAUCCUCUUUAUUGACGAGCUGCACACGCUGCUCGGCCUCGGCAAGGCCGAAGGGUCGAUCGAUGCGAGCAACCUGCUGAAGCCAGCGCUUGCGCGUGGUGAGCUUCAGUGCUGCGGUGCAACCACCUUGGAGGAAUACCGCUUGAUUGAGAAGGACGUCGCCCUUGCGCGAAGGUUCCAACCGAUCAUUGUGAACGAGCCCACCGUCCAGGACACCAUCAGUAUCCUUCGCGGCAUCAAGGACAAGUACGAGGUUCACCAUGGUGUACGCAUCACCGACGGCGCCUUGGUGGCUGCCGCUACCUACUCUAACCGAUACAUCACCGACCGAUUCCUGCCGGACAAGGCCAUCGACCUGAUGGACGAGGCCGCGAGUCAUCUCAAGCUUGAGCAUGAAUCGAAACCCGAAGACAUCAUGGCUCUCGACCAGAAGAUCAUGACCAUCCAAAUCGAACUCGAGAGCUUGCGCAAAGAGAAGGACGUGGCCAGCCAAGAGCGCCGCGAGAAGCUGCAAGCGGACUUGAAGAAGUACGAAGAAGAGAUGGCGGAGCUCACAAAGCGUUGGGAGGCGGAGCGUGCCGAGAUCGAGGCCGUCAAGAAGACCCAAGAGGACCUCGACAAGGCCAGGAUCGAGCUCGAGCAGGCACAGAGAGAGGGCAACUUUGGACGUGCCUCGGAGCUCAGGUACAGCGUCAUUCCUACCCUCGAGCAGAAGAUUCCCAAGGACGGCGAAAAGACAGGGGGCAGCCUCGUCCACGACGCCGUCACCGCCGACGACAUCGCGGCAGUCGUGUCGAGGGUCACCGGCAUUCCCAUUUCCAAGCUUACAUCCGGUCACAUCGAGAAGCUGGUGCACAUGGAGGAUACUCUCCGCGAGGCGGUCCGCGGCCAGGACGAGGCCAUCAAGGCCGUUUCCAACGCCGUACGCCUCCAGCGUGCCGGCCUAAGUGGCGAGAACCGGCCACUCGCAUCAUUCUUCUUCCUCGGACCUACCGGCGUCGGCAAGACGGAGCUCUGCAAGAAGCUCGCGGGCUUCCUCUUCUCGACAGAGUCGGCCGUCGUCCGCUUCGACAUGAGCGAGUUCCAGGAGAAGCACACCAUCUCCCGCCUCAUCGGAGCGCCCUCCGGCUAUGUCGGCUAUGAAGAUGCCGGCCAGCUCACCGAGGCUGUCCGCCGCAAGCCCUAUGCAGUGCUCCUCUUUGACGAAUUCGAGAAGGCGCACCGCGAUAUCUCAGCGCUCCUCCUCCAAGUUCUCGACGAGGGCUACCUCACCGACGCGCAGGGUCACAAGGUGGACUUCCGCAACACAAUCAUUGUGUUCACGUCCAACCUUGGCGCUGAUAUCCUUGUCGGCGCAAAUCCCAUCCACCCCUACAAGGAGAUGGCUGACGGCGACAUCGAUCCGUCGGUCCGCAAGGCAGUUAUGGACGUCGUCGCCGCCAACUACCCGCCCGAGUUCCUCAACCGCAUUGACUCCUUCAUCGUCUUCAAGCGCCUCGCCCUCAGCGCCCUCCGUGACAUCGUCGACAUCCGUCUGCGCGAGCUGCAGCAGCGCCUCGACGAUAAGCGCAUCGUCCUCAGCGUCAGCGGCGAGGUCCGCGACUGGCUCGCCGAGCGCGGGUACGACCCCAAGUUUGGCGCCAGACCGCUCAACCGCCUCAUCACCAACGAGAUCGGCAACGGCCUGGCUGACAAGAUCAUCCGCGGCGAGCUACGGUCCGGUGACACAGCGGUGGUGUCCAUCAAGGAGGACAACUCGGGACUCGAGGUGGCGGCGCAGUCCAAGGCGGCGUAA
Molecule: messenger RNA, 2160 nt
Organism: Colletotrichum spaethianum
Lineage: Eukaryota; Fungi; Ascomycota; Sordariomycetes; Glomerellales; Glomerellaceae
Product: heat shock protein 78, mitochondrial
Exons: 1
Coding region: 1-2160 (719 amino acids)
Biological process (GO): cellular response to heat
Cellular component (GO): cytoplasm; mitochondrial matrix
Molecular function (GO): ATP binding; ATP hydrolysis activity
Source: RefSeq, a predicted model, not a curated record